AUGAAAGAUGAGAAGUCUGACCAUGCGGAUGACGACCACAGGAUGAUGGCAAGUGCCAUCUAUGUGGCAUCUAUGAUCAUCACCACAAUACUCUGGUUUCUCAGGAUAGAAAUAAAUGGAAAUAGAGUACUUGCUGUUUUAGAAGUGUUGGUAGAGCUUUCAUUUACUUGGUUUAUUUCAAUUUACUGGGUAAAGAGAAUAUGGGGAAAAAAUCUCAAGGAACCCAAAGGAAAAGUGUCACGUUUACUUUGCUGGGUAGCUUUUUACUUCUCCCUGGUUUAUGCUUUCUUAUUGGUUCCUUCUUUUAUAUUUAUGAUUGUUACGAAAAAAGUAAGAAACCUUGGUAAGUUUUUAGGAGAGGAUAGUCCUUGCAUAGCCUUGGUAUACAUAAUAAUCAAUGCGCUGGGGUUUUUGCCCCGGCCAUCCUCUAUAAGCUAUAAGAUUGAUCUUUUGGCAUAUGUAUGCAUUCAAGUUAUCUUUGUUGUUUCCAUGAUUGUAACCUACAAAAAAAAUAGGGAAGACAUAUUACCAUAUACUUCCAUGGCUUGUGGGCUCGGCCUAGGUGCUUUCACCCUUUUGAAAGAAUUAUCUGUGAUACCAAGAGAGGAUUGUUCAGAAAAAAACUCCAAAAACUACAAUCGUAUCCGAUAUCUGGUAGCAAUAACCUCCAUAAUUGUCCUUUAUGAAUUUAAGAUCAAAUUGGAAAAUACACCACCUCAUAUCGCUCGCCUACAAUAA
This is a messenger RNA of Encephalitozoon romaleae SJ-2008, 738 nucleotides long. RefSeq lists its product as hypothetical. The transcript has a single exon. NCBI's taxonomy places the organism in Eukaryota, Fungi, Microsporidia, Unikaryonidae. Bases 1 to 738 code for a protein of 245 amino acids. The record is from RefSeq and is a predicted model, not a curated record.